GGUAGCGAAGAAUCAACACGCAGAAUGUCGGGCAAUAAAAGUCAAGAAAAACAGAUUUCCAGCUCACCAACAAUGCUUAACGUUUCAGAUAAAAGACCAAAACGCCGCGGUCCUAUACACAAGACGCGGCGGCCGUCGGCCGAACACAUCGAAAACCAGUACAAAGUUUCUACGACAGACGAAGCAGACACAGAAAUGAACACAAGCCAAACAUAUAUUGGCGAACAUAUAUUGCUCCGAGAUAAAGUGGACCUCACGGAGGAAGAAGAUGAUGAUGAAAUGGAACGAACUGAACGAGAGCCAUCGCUGGAACCGCCCUUGAGCAUGAGUCAGCAUGAGUCGCUGCCUACAAGUAGGAAAGUUCAGUACGAAAACACUACGCCGAGGCAUACGGUUCCACCACCAUUGUCGCAGGACACUGAGGGCAUUGGCAAUUUUGUGGUGAUCGCAAUUUUUUUGGCAAUUUCCUUGCUGGUGGCAGCCUAUUUGCUUAGUAGCCCGACCUCAAAACCUAGUAUGCCAGUGUGUGUUCGUUUCGACACAUUAGAAUCGAGCUUCGCAACGGUCGAUGAUACGUUGUGGGAUGCAUUGAAUGUCAGCUUGCAACGUGCCACUGGAGAGAGGCGUCGGCGGGAGCCCGGCACUUUCCUAUUCCUGCACCACGGAUCUACUAGCACAAUGAAUGGAUUUAUAGAAAACAUCACGAAAAUAACUGCCGGCUGCUUCGGUGGUACGGAACCAAUCCUGUUGGACAGUCAGUAUUUUAAGCGCUCCGACAUCGAAGAAGACUUUGGUGUGUUUAUAGCUCAGCAAACGUUGCCACUACGAGAAAAAGGUGUGAUGGUCGUGCGAAACCUCGAGGACAUCCCACCGAAAGCGGCACAAGCCUUCCACAGCUUUUGUGAUCCUGAAGAACCACAGGUGGACAGGGCGUUGAUUUACUUCACGAUGGACACAUCGAAAGUUGAAACUGACCAGGAAAAGAGGAGAGCGAUGAGUGCAUUGGCAAUUGCCGAACAUUUGUUACAUCGGCUUUGGGAAAAUGAGCUUCGACCAGAGGUGCUUGAUCCGCUGAUAGUGCGCCUUACAGAAAAUGUGUAUCGCAUCGUUUAAAUGUGCGUACACUAUCCUAUAUUUUUUUCAUAUUUUGUGUGAUAAAUUGGUAGUCUCGUAUUCAAAUAAAUUUUUAAAAAAUCCAAAAGCAUUCAAAUAAAUCCAAUGCUAGAGCUGGGGCCACACGAAGCGUAAAAGCUAGCGUAAA
Molecule: messenger RNA, 1261 nt
Organism: Anopheles bellator
Lineage: Eukaryota; Metazoa; Arthropoda; Insecta; Diptera; Culicidae
Gene: TORIP
Exons: 2
Coding region: 25-1113 (362 amino acids)
Biological process (GO): membrane organization
Cellular component (GO): membrane
Molecular function (GO): ATPase activator activity
Source: RefSeq, a predicted model, not a curated record